AUGGCGGGCUACAGCUAUCUUGACAAGGGGCCUCGCCUUUUUGGACAGCUUCCAUUCUUUGUCAGCCAAGCUGUCAAGCUGUCAGAAAAGGACGGAAGAUGCGUGCGUGCGCAUUGCGUUGGUCCCGUUACGCAGUUAGCGCUUUGGCAGCCAGCCGCACACGCAUCCGUGAUGUUGUUGUUCUUAUGGCUCGGGUUCGCGUGCGCGUGGCUGGAGACCCGGAGCGACAACGAGGGAGUUUUCUACCAGUUUUUGUACCAUUUCCCGGCUGCUAUUGCCUGCGCUGUCCUACUGGCUUGCGAGGUGCAUAUCGCAAAGUAUUCGAGCACCUGGUUCAUGGACAAGUCCGCAAGGCAGGGCCGGGGUGCGUGGGCGUGCCCGCCCGUGGUCGUGAUUCUCUGGCUCUCUCGCGUGUGCUCUGUUGGAGGGCUCGCCGGCACCGAGCGCAGCGAGGCGGACGAGGAGUUGCUGUCCGGCGCGACGUCUGAAGUGAUGUCCGGAUCCGAGUGCCUCUCUGAUGCGCAGACGUACAGCUGUCUGCGGCAGACCCUCGCCCCGUGUCAGCGUAGCGUCGAGAUGCGUAACAUCAUCAAGCAUACAUUUUCGGAGGUCCGCGCUGAUUCCUUAGAUCGGCGCUGGACCCCCAUCCCUGGCGCACGGAGCGCGCCAGAGGCGGCGCCAGAUGCGCCGCCAAGGGUAUCCAGCCUUCUCAUCGAGCGCACCUAG
Messenger RNA from Prorocentrum cordatum, 726 nucleotides. The record is from the annotation of a GenBank genome assembly. NCBI's taxonomy places the organism in Eukaryota, Dinophyceae, Prorocentrales, Prorocentraceae.